Verticillium alfalfae VaMs.102 is the source of this 2334-nucleotide messenger RNA. Its product is annotated as cullin-4B. Gene Ontology annotation, biological process: ubiquitin-dependent protein catabolic process; DNA damage response; protein ubiquitination. The record is from RefSeq and is a predicted model, not a curated record. Lineage: Eukaryota; Fungi; Ascomycota; Sordariomycetes; Glomerellales; Plectosphaerellaceae. The coding region runs from base 1 to 2334 and encodes 777 amino acids. Gene Ontology annotation, cellular component: Cul4-RING E3 ubiquitin ligase complex. The transcript is spliced from 4 exons. Gene Ontology annotation, molecular function: ubiquitin protein ligase binding.
AUGACGACUAUGUCUAACAAGACGAAGGGGAAGCUGCCUGAAGUGAUUGACCUUACACAGCAGAGUGCCUUCCGGCCAUACUCGGGCGCCAAAAAGAUCGUGAUCAAGAAUCUCAGGCCACCCACGCAGACCGACAAGACCGAGCAGUAUUAUGAUCGGACACGGCAGCAGCUCAAGGAUGCCCUUCAGUGCAUACUUCGCCACCAGCCUCUCCAACUGCCAAUGGAGAAGCUGUACAGGGGCGCGGAGGAUAUCUGUAGGCAUGAGCAGGGGCAGGAACUAUAUCGGAUGCUACAAGAGCUAUGCGAAGCUCACUUGAAGCAAGCAACCUUGCGAUCCAUCAUCGACAGGUCGCCAGGCCCCUCAAAUAUUGACAUGUUGCGGAGCGUCUUUCUCCACUGGCAGGAUUGGAACAAGGCAGUUAUAGACAUUCGGUCUAUAUUCAGCUACCUCGACAGGACGUAUCUUCUUCGGGAGAGAACGCUGGGCUCAAUCAACGACUUGACAAUCACGCAGUUCCGGAAGAUGCUCUCGUCUUCGGCCAGCAAGGACGCUACCAACCAGACACCUUUUACUCGAUGUCUCCGCGGGGUGUGCGAGCUGAUCGCUUACGAUCGAGUGAAUGACGAUCGAUUCGAUGCUCGAUUACUGAAAGAAUCAGUCCGUAUGUUCAACGUGCUUAACGUCUACCAAAAGUCGUUUGAGCCGGCCUUUCUCCACGACUCAGUCAACUUCUUCCACGAAUUUGCAGAUGAGAGGAGCACAGCAACUCUGAAGGAGUACAUCCUUGCAUGCGAGAAGCUUUUGAAGGAUGAGGACUACCGAUGUAACGCGUACAACCUUGACAGCACGACCAAGAAGCAACUUCUCGAUGCCGCCCACGGCAUCGUGGUGAAGGAUUACUCGGCUAAGCUUCUGGAUGUCGAAAGCUUGUCGAAGCUGCUUGCUGAUCACGAAAUCGAGUCGAUGCGAGCUCUCUACGACCUCCUGCGGUUGUCGGGGAUCCAGGCGAAGCUGAAGGACCCGUGGAAAACCUACAUCCAAGAGGCUGGAGCAGCGAUUGUGGGCAACGUAGAGAGAGGAGACGACAUGGUCAUGAGGUUGCUUGAGCUGAGGCGAGCUCUGGAUUUGGUCGUGCGAGAUGGCUUCAGAGGUGAUGAAGUCUUUGGGUACGAGCUGAGGCAUGCCUUCGGCGCUUUCAUGAACGACCGGAAAACGACUUCGGGGUGGAGCACGGGAACGUCCAAGAUUGGAGAGAUGAUCGCGAAACACAUCGACAUGCUCUUGCGAGGCGGUCUCAAGGCUCUUCCCAAGAGUCUGUUGUCUGACAACAAGGAUCGGGCUGCUGCUGAAAAAAAGCGGGCAAUCAAGUUCAUUGAAGGGAAGGACGCCUUUGAAGCUUUUUACAAGAAAGAUCUGCCCAGGCGGCUGCUCAUGGGCCGAAGUGCGAGCGAAGAUGCCGAGAGAAAUAUGCUUCGAAAGCUCCGGGAUGAGUGCGGUGCCAACUUUACGCGUAAUCUUGAGCAGAUGUUCAAAGAUCAGGAGCUCGCCAAGGAGGAGAUGCAGCACUACAAGCAAUGGUCAGAAGGCACAAAUGCUGAACAACAAGUCGAUCUGCAAGUUAUGGUCAUCUCCGCAGCGUCUUGGCCGACAUAUCCCGACACGAAGCUCAACCUGCCUGAAGGUGCAGCGGCCGAGAUCGAACGAUUCGAGCGGUGGUACAACCACAAGCAUGACGGCAGGAAACUCUCGUGGCCCCAUUCGCUCGCUAAUUGUACGGUCAAGGCCAUCUUCCCGAGAGGCACGAAAGAACUCAUGGUCAGUGCGUUCCAGGCCGUUGUGCUUGUGCUGUUCAACGAGGUCGAUCUUGAGGGCUUCCUCAGCUUCGGACAGAUCAGCACAGCUACGGGACUUGCGGGUCCGGAACUCCAGCGGACACUACAAUCGCUCGCAUGUGGCAAGGUCCGAGUUUUGAGCAAACACCCCAAGGGAAGGGAUGUCAGCGAGACCGAUACUUUUACCAUCAACAAAGCUUUCACUGAUCCCAAACUUCGGAUCAAGAUCAAUCAGAUUCAGCUCAAGGAGACGAAGGAGGAGAAUAAAGCGACACAUGAGCGCAUUGCCGAGGACCGUAAAUUCGAGACGCAGGCGGCCAUUGUGCGGGUGAUGAAGGCGCGCAAGACGAUCGGACACAGCGAGCUGGUGGCUGAAGUGAUCAACUUUACUCGCAAGCGUGGUCCCGUUGACGCCGCCUCCAUCAAGAAGCUCAUAGAGACGUUGAUUGACAAGGACUACAUGGAGCGCGACGGAAACAUGUAUACCUACAUCUCAUGA